GCGGGCUGAGUGUGGGUGCUUGACUGCCAGUGGAGCCACCGUCUCUCUCUCAAGCGAACUGCAACCUGAGACAUUGACUGUUUACAUUGCCUUUUAACUUUUGAAGGGCCCGAGGAACAGUGUGCUUGAAUGUUUCAAAGGUAUGACAAACUGUUCUGUGAAGCAGAUCCCUAAAUGAAUCGGAGCAGAGUAUCCUAGCUGUGGCAUAGAGCACAAUGACGGCACAGUCAGACGUUCACUGAUGAUUGGAGCUGGGUAAGCAGUGAUGAUGCGUUGUCUGGCAGCCCGUGUUCACUACAAGACCCUGAUAGUGAUCUGCGCUCUCCUCUCUCUGCUCACGGUCGUUCUGUGGAACAAGUGUACGAGUGAGAAAGCGCUGCGCUUUCUGCCCCGGCACCCCCAGCCCCCUCCCAGCCCGAAAGUAGACAGCCAUCCGCAGCAGGCCCAGCCCCCCGAACCUCCACCUGUGGUCGGCGGAGUACGCUACGAAGAGAUUGACUGCCUGAUCAACGACGAUGUCACCAUUAAGGGCCGUCGAGAAGGUAGUGAGGUAUACCUGCCGUUCAGCUGGAUGGAGAAGUACUUUGAGGUCUACGGGAAGGUGGUGCAGUACGAUGGCUACGAUCGAUUUGAGUUUUCGCACAGUUACUCUAAAGUAUACACCCAGAGAGAGCAGUACCACCCCAACGGAGUCUUCAUGUCAUUUGAGGGGUAUAACGUGGAGGUGCGUGACAGAGUCAAGUGCAUUAGUGGAGUUGAAGGAGUUCCUUUAUCCACCCAAUGGGGCCCUCAAGGGUAUUUCUAUGCUAUCCAGAUAGCUCAGUAUGGCCUGAGUCAUUACAGUAAAAACCUGACUGAGCGGCCGCCCCACAUGGAGGUAUAUGACACAGUGGAGGAGAGAGACAGCAGGUCUAGCACAUGGACAGUCUCUAAAGGCUGCUCUCUUACCAGAGUCUACGACAAGACCAGAGCCACAUCAGUACGACAGUUUAGCGCUCCAGAAAACUCAGAGGGCGUCUCACUUCCUCUUGGCAACACUAAAGAUUUCAUCAUCUCUUUUGACCUGAAGUUCACAUCUAAUGGUAGCGUCUCUGUCAUCUUGGAGACCACAGAGAAAGGGCCUCCGUUUGUUAUCCACUAUGUCACCACUACCCAGCUCAUUUCUUUUAAGGACCGUGACAUCACCUAUGGGAUCGGCCCUCGGACAGCAUGGACCACGGUCACCCGUGACCUUCUCACUGACCUCCGCAAAGGCAUUGGCCUCUCCAACACCAAAGCGGUCAAAGCCACCAAGACCAUGCCCCGACGUGUCGUAAAGUUAUUGUUGCACGGCCACGGGAUGAUAGACAAUAUCACAAUCUCCACCACUUCACAUAUGGCGGCUUUUUUCGCCGCCAGCAACUGGUUGGUGCGCAACCAGGACGAGCGUGGUGGUUGGCCAAUCAUGGUGACUCGUAAACUUGGGGAAGGUUUCCAUGCGCUGGAGCCGGGUUGGUAUUCGGCCAUGGCGCAGGGGCAGGCCAUGUCCACUCUAGUGCGUGCCUACCUGAUGACAAAAGAUGACAUGUACUUAAAGGCUGCCCUGCGUGCCACCGGACCUUUCAAACUGCCAUCGGAGCAGCACGGCGUCAAAGCCGUGUUUAUGAAUAAGUAUGACUGGUAUGAGGAGUAUCCCACAAUCCCUAGCUCCUUCGUUCUGAACGGGUUCAUCUAUUCCCUCGUAGGCCUGUAUGACCUGGCGCAAACCGCAGGUGAGAAACUCGGUCGGGAUGCAGGUCAGCUGUACAGCAAGGGAAUGGAGUCUCUGAAAGUUAUGCUGCCCCUAUAUGACACGGGGUCGGGCACCAUCUAUGACCUGCGCCACUUUAUACUGGGCAUGGCGCCCAACCUGGCCCGUUGGGACUAUCAUACAACGCACAUCAACCAGCUACAGCUGCUGGGUACUAUUGACAACUCGCCCAUCUUCAGGGACUUCGUCAAACGCUGGAAAAGCUACCUGAAAGGAGGCAGGGCAAAGCACAACUAGAGCGGAGCACACCUCGAAGAUCUCUUUAAAACCCUCACGUCCUCUUCCUGACUGCCUCUGUGAGGGCCACUGUGUCUAGCAUGGAGGAAAAAAUGGCUGAACACUUCGGUAGUCCUCUGAUUUUUCAGUUUGAGACGGUAAUUGCAGUGCUUCUGGUGUCUGUGCUGAGGUUUUAAUUAGGUACAAACGCAGCUGCUUGCAGCGUGUGUCUGGAUGAGGAAGAGGGAGGGCUUAGGUAUUUAAUAUUCAAAGCUCCAGAUCUGCAGGUUUUUUGAGUGAGAAACACGUCUGCUGAGAUUUGCCACAUUUGGGCAUAGUUCAGUCAAGAUGUGGGAUCGAAAAGAAGCUUUCAGAACCUUCUUCCAAAGUAAAGCUCAGAAAAUAGUCAGUCACCAGACAGGCAAAAACAUUGAAAAUAAAUUGUAGAGAACAAACUAAAGUUUGCUGCAACAGUCAUUUAAGUUUGUAGCCUGUGAGCUUAACACUAAUGCAUACAAGCUAUGGAGAAAAAUGCUGAAAAUGUCCUCAAGUGUAGCAUUAUUAUGUUUCAGUGAAGGUUUACUAAAUCGGUUUGACAUUAGAAGGAAACACAACGCCUUUUGUUCAACCUACUGUCCAGCCUUCAACCUGCAUUUCAUGAUCCUUUGCUCUGUCAAAACCUCGCCACAAUCAGAUUGAGCUGUCACUAAUGCGGCCCAGUCCUGCCCAUAAUGCACUUAAAGCUUUAGAGAGUAGGUCGUAGGUCCCUUGCUUCAUGUUUACAACAGAUUUCAGGAAACAUUGCUAUAGGUAUUAAGACACCACUAUGGUAGAUUAUCAAACACAAAGCCUAGAAUA
This is a messenger RNA of Rhinichthys klamathensis goyatoka, 2863 nucleotides long. RefSeq names its product glucuronic acid epimerase b (gene glceb). The coding region runs from base 266 to 2026 and encodes 586 amino acids. Gene Ontology annotation, cellular component: Golgi apparatus. Gene Ontology annotation, biological process: heparan sulfate proteoglycan biosynthetic process. The transcript has 5 exons. Lineage: Eukaryota; Metazoa; Chordata; Actinopteri; Cypriniformes; Leuciscidae. The record is from RefSeq and is a predicted model, not a curated record. Gene Ontology annotation, molecular function: heparosan-N-sulfate-glucuronate 5-epimerase activity.